This is a messenger RNA of Choloepus didactylus (southern two-toed sloth), 8716 nucleotides long. It is a transcript of the gene SNTB2, whose product is annotated as syntrophin beta 2. Gene Ontology annotation, cellular component: synapse; dystrophin-associated glycoprotein complex; intracellular anatomical structure. The transcript is spliced from 7 exons. Gene Ontology annotation, molecular function: protein binding; structural molecule activity. The record is from RefSeq and is a predicted model, not a curated record. The coding region runs from base 78 to 1691 and encodes 537 amino acids. Lineage: Eukaryota; Metazoa; Chordata; Mammalia; Pilosa; Megalonychidae.
AUGAAUCGCCGCGGGGGGAGGUGCCGGGCCCACUCCCUCGGGCGGGAAGGGGGAAGCGCCGAGGUUGCCUGACUGGAAUGAGGGUAGCUGCAGCGACGGGAGCGGGGCCGGCCAUGGCGGUGUGGACGCGGGCCACCAAAGCGGGGCUGGUGGAGCUGCUGCUGAGGGAGCGUUGGGUGCGGGUGGUGGCCGAGCUGAGCGGCGAGAGCCUGAGCUUGACGGGCGACGCUGCGGCGGCCGAACCCGAGCCCGUCCUGGGGCCGGCGGCGGCCGCCUUCAACGGCCUCCCGAACGGCGGCGGCGCCGGCGACUCGCUGCCGGGGAGUCCGAGCCGCGGCCUGGGGCCCCCGAGCCCGCCCGCACUACCGCGGGGCCCCGCGGGCGAGGCGGGCGCGUCACCGCCCGUGCGCCGGGUGCGGGUCGUGAAGCAGGAGGCCGGCGGCCUGGGCAUCAGCAUCAAGGGCGGCCGCGAGAACCGGAUGCCGAUCCUCAUCUCCAAGAUCUUCCCGGGGCUGGCCGCCGACCAGAGCCGAGCGCUGCGGCUGGGAGACGCCAUCCUGUCGGUGAACGGCACCGACCUGCGCCAGGCCACCCACGACCAGGCGGUGCAGGCGCUGAAGCGCGCGGGCAAGGAGGUGCUGCUGGAGGUCAAGUUCAUCCGAGAAGUGACACCAUAUAUCAAGAAACCGUCAUUAGUAUCGGAUCUGCCAUGGGAAGGUGCAGCACCGCAGUCACCAAGCUUCAGUGGCAGCGAGGACUCUGGUUCUCCAAAACACCAGAACAGCACCAAGGACAGGAAGGUCAUCCCUCUAAAAAUGUGCUUUGCUGCUAGAAACCUAAGCAUGCCGGAUCUGGAAAAUAGACUGAUAGAGCUACAUUCUCCUGACAGCAGGAACACCUUGAUCCUGCGCUGCAAGGAUACAGCCACAGCACACUCCUGGUUCGUAGCUAUCCACACCAACAUAAUGGCUCUCCUCCCACAGGUGUUGGCUGAACUCAAUGCCAUACUUGGUGCAACCAGUGCGGCAGGAGGCAGUAAGGAGGUCAAGCACAUUGCCUGGCUGGCAGAACAGGCAAAACUAGAUGGUGGAAGACAACAAUGGAGACCUGUCCUCAUGGCUGUGACUGAGAAGGAUUUGCUGCUUUAUGACUGUAUGCCAUGGACAAGGGAUGCUUGGGCAUCACCAUGUCAUAGCUACCCUCUUGUUGCCACAAGGUUGGUUCACUCUGGUUCCGGAUGUCGAUCACCUUCACUUGGAUCUGAUCUUACAUUUGCUACCAGGACAGGCUCUCGGCAGGGCAUUGAAAUGCAUCUUUUCAGGGUGGAGACACAUCGGGAUCUGUCAACUUGGACCAGGAUACUUGUUCAAGGUUGUCACGCUGCUGCUGAGCUGAUCAAGGAAGUCUCUCUAGGGUGCACAUUAAAUGGCCAAGAGGUAAGACUCACUGUUCACUAUGAAAAUGGAUUCACUAUCUCCAGGGAAAAUGGAGGCUCCAGCAGCAUAUUGUACCGCUACCCCUUUGAAGGGCUGAAAAUGUCUGCUGAUGAUGGCAUCAGAAAUCUGUAUCUGGAUUUUGGUGGUCCUGAGGGAGAACUGACCAUGGACCUACACUCUUGUCCAAAGCCGAUUGUAUUUGUGUUGCACACGUUCUUGUCAGCCAAAGUCACUCGCAUGGGACUGCUUGUAUGAGCAGCAACAAAUCAGAAAAGAGCCUUGAAUGAAUGUCACAAGAAAUAUUUCCACCUCAAAAAAGAAAGAAAAGAAAAGAAGCACAAAAAGAAUGCUCUUUGCUCUCUCCUCUAGCACAGUGCCUUGACAAGGACCUGCAAAUCACUGCUGAACCAUAACCAUGUUUAAAGAAGAGCCUACCUUUCACAAGCUACCUUGGCCAGAAAUACUAGGACCUCUAAUAAGUUCCAAAAUGAAGCUGUUGAUUUAUUUUCCAGUAUCACAAUGUGGUUUAUAAGUAAUUGGGUUUAUUUCCCCUCUUCAGGAUGGCUCAUUGUUUUUCUUUUUGAACAUAAGUAAACAUAUGAGAGUUGUUUUCUUGCUUUUCUUCCUGUAGGAGCUAUUUCGGGCUUAGCCUUGAUCUCUUAUUUAAGCCCAUUCCUUCCCAGAUGCUAGUUUGCUGUAGCUAAGUUUCUGUGAUUAUACGUUUCUUGGUUGUUUCUGAUGGGUUAUACAUUUUGUUGGAGUUUACUGUUCUUACUUGUUCCUGCUGCCUGUGAAGUGUGCAUCACCACGGGUUCUUCCAUCUGUCCUGGCUCUUGCUACAUCUCACUCCAGCCAUCACUUCCCACCUUAUUACAAGCUUUGCCCCUCGUAAGUGCUAACUUAAGGACUUAGAACUUGGAAAAUUUAAUUUUCCUCACCUUCCACUCCCUUUCUGGUAGUGAACAUGUUGAAGAGCAAGUUGGAGACCAUGUUUUAAAGAAAAGGUUUGCUUGUUUUAGGUUUUUCUGAUUUUACUUUAGGUAGAAGCCAGAGGAUGAUAUGAGAUUUAUUUUUAAAGAAACUCCUCAUUUUAGCCUAAGCCAUUUUUUACUGCUAACCAAUUGUGCCUUUGGUUAGGGCUAGUGGAGCUUUAUUGUCACUAUUUGAAUAACGGAUAUCACUGCCAUUCCAGGGAGAUCAUCUGUCCUAGUUUUGAGAAAUUAGUCUUUGAAGUGGGUUACCUUGACUGCAUCUUUUCUAGUUGGCACAUCCCUUUGAGAAAGUUAAUCUUGAAGAACCAGCUUGUUUAAAGCGUAGACUUUGCGGUGAAGCCGGCUUUUCAGCACAAACAUGUCAAUUCACUUUGAGCUGUGUGAGCCCGUGCAGGAUCCUGUCCCUGGCCCUCUCCCUUUGUGACAUGGACCAACAGCUGCUAAUUCAAGACUCAGUGUUGGUUCUACGCAUCCAACAGUGGGCAGGGUGACAAGACCAUGGGACAACCACCUAGAUUUUGUUAGGCAUUGCCAGAUGUCAUCAUUAGGACUUAGUAGUUGUAAGAUUGUUAGUUUUGUGGUAUUGGAAAAUCACACUCAGCUUAUUUUUUCCUAAUUAUGCAGGAGGUAUAUAUUUGACAUUUAAAAUAAUGUAAUAUCCAUAUAAUAUUCCAAGAUUAGCAGUGCCAGAAUCUGAAAGAAAAGAUAAUAUUGACUUGGAUAUUCUCUAUCCUUGCUGAACAUCAUUUACUAGAUGUAUCAGGAGUGCCAUAAGGGGAUGUGGAGGAGUGUGGCACUUGGAAGAGGAAAAAAAGAAAACACAGCUGUAUAUGCAAAACAUAAGCUAUUUGGCUUGAGUGCGAACUGGUAGGGAGGGCAUGUGAAAUAGACUUUUGAACAGAGUUUGUUCCAGUUAGUUCCAGUUAGACAUUGUAAAACCGGUCAGUCCUCCCCGACCGUGUGCAGUAAGAUUGACACAUGCAGAGAUGGGGGAAAGAAGUUUGUUCUUUCCCCAGCUCCACAUAAUGUUUCAAGGUCCAAAAAUGAAUUAUCUGAUCUGCUUAAAACUGUAGAAAUUAAAAUCUAGACUACAGUAUGUUUUUCAAGAGCUUUUAUGUUUUGAAAAUUCAUAAACCUAAUUUUAGUUCCAUCUGGGAAAAAUUUGCAAAUUGGGAAAGAAAAAAAUGUCUUGAAGGUCCAACCAUGUUUUCUGAAAGCACAAUUUCAACACAUAAUGGUUUGAGAUAACCGUACCAUUAAUAUGGGAAGUUUAAUGGUGCAGACACAGACUUCGGUGGCAAAGCCAUUAGAUUGAGGUUUCCUGUGUUAUUGUGAAAGGCUAAGCCACUGGGAAAAUUUGCAGGGGGAGCUUCUGGAGUCACUCUGCUCAUUAGUUAUAUGAAAAAGAGCUGUAAAAAAGAAGGUGAGCUUAAAGUUUGGGCAGGAGAGACGAAACGUGUGCAUUUCUGCUCCUUUUGUGCAAGCUUAAACUGUCAUAUAGAGCCAAGAUCAAUAGGGUUUUUAAUAAUUUGCCUUUCAAGUCUUGAUGUGAAAUGAAAGUAUAUGGGAGGUUUGCUUUGUCCACUAGCAGCCCCACGAGCAAGAGCCCUUAAGCUGCUUAUUUUAUGUAUUUUAACAGCUUUCCAAUUAUGGGUGACCAGGUUAUUUUUCAAUUAAGUGUGUGGCAUUUUCAAACCACAAAUGAAGUGUUUUUUAUGAAUGAGACAGCCUUGAUAAAUAACAUAUUUUGUAUUUAGAUGCCAUAAUAUGGCAAAUUAUUUUCAAAUGAUAAAUAGGCUUUUGAUAUUCCACCUCUUUUACAGUACCAGGUAACUUAAUUUCUUUUUCAUUUUGAAUUAGGAAAAUUAUUGAUAAUGUUAUGGGCUUUCCAUGUGUCAAAUAGAAGGGAAACUGCAGAGUAGUGUCCCCUCAUUCGGGUGGACCAAUUCCUCUGCCCACUGAGACCUGGGGCUUAGAAUCUUCUCCAUAUUCCAAGCAUGUGUCUGUAAGCAGCCAAUCAGUAUGUGAAAAGUCUCCCUCCUCUUUCCCUUAAACUUCUCUCCUUCUCUAGCUCCAUUAAAAAAAAAAAGGAAAGGAUCAGUUUUUUCUUUUCUGAAAAAGGUAAUUCUUUUCUUGAAAAGUCAUCAAAUGAACCUUACCCAGAAAUUAGCAUCCUAAUAUUUUAUGUGAAGAAAUACUUUAAUGUAUGUUUAUACAGUAUUUAUAAGAUAGUUGAACUUAUGUAAACUCACCUACCUGCUAGGCAGAGUUUUAUGUUAAAUGUUGGGACAUGUACAGGCAAUCGAAAAUAUUACUUUAAAUAUCAUUUACCCAUUUUAACACCGUGUUUUAGCACUUUUUAGGCCAAGUAAAGUCUGAUAAGGUCUGUUUUUUAUCAUCUGUACUGUCACUAACUUUGUUACUGAAACUUAUUACAAGGCAGGGGAGAUAGUAAAUUAUUUAAUUCUUGUAUUUUUAUAAGUAGAAAAAUCCAACAAAUGGCUAAAUUGUUACUAAUUAUUUGUUUUCUUAUCCUCCUAAGUAGGAUGGUAACAAAGAUUUUUUUAGCUGAUUAAAUGCAGUUAGCUGAUAAAAAUUUCUUUAAAAAAAAAUUAAGCUGUGUGGAAUAUGGACAAGAUUUUGUUUCUCCCAGAAAAACAGGUUUAACUGUAAAUGGUUUUGCUUGACAAGGAAUGUGACCACUUUGAUAAAAGAUUAUGAUGGAUUUUUUUUUUUCUGAGAAUCUCCUGGUCUUCCUAUUUAAUUUAUAUAUGCAUGUGGUGAUAUUUGUAUGUGUUCAAAAAUAUAGAAGACCCUCUCCAUAUUUUUAAUGCAAAUUACCUUGUAAGCUAAUAUGCAAAUUCUGUUAAAAGCCCUCCCUGCUUAAAGAGUCAAAUAAUUUUGAAGCGUUCAGGGAAAACCUGUAGACUUAAGCACUUUGUCUGCUUUUUUGUAUCUUAUGUUGGACACUUAUGCUGACUUAUAUUCUUUUUAUUUUCACUGGUUAUAAGCUAUAUAUAAAUAUAUAUAAUAUUUAUCCAAAUAUCCAGCAUACGUUUCCAUGUUGCUGCCAUCAUUGAUUGAUGCCACAAUUGAACUGUCUGGUUAGAAAGCCAAAGGUCUUCUUUUUUCAAUUCCUAAUGAAGAAAUAAAAUUCCAAAUUUCUUUGGUCCCAAAGAAAAUUGCUUGGAUAAGAUCUGAAUAUCUGUGAAAUAAAAAGAGACUUAAUUAAAUUUGGGAUUCUGCUUAAACUUUAAGUUGAAUUUCACAAUCAUCAUAUUAAUUCUUUUUAUAUAGCUCUAUCAGGUAUUAUAUGUGACAGGUUGAUAUUAUUGUCUACCUUGAGUUUGGAAACCUCUUUCAGUUAAAUUUGAAUUAUUAUUGUUGGUUUGUUUGGUGUUUUCCUCCUGAAUGUAAAAGUAGAGGAAUCUGCCACCUUCUAACAUUCUCUUUUGUGGUAAUUGCCUGGUAAUGGAGAAUUAUUUCCACUUUUCACAUACUAUCUAUCUUUAAAAUAUAACAGCAGCAGUUCUACUUAUUUUUUAAGCUUUUUUUUUCACUGUGCUGAUAAUUCUAAAAUAAUUACGCUGUAUAACAGGAUUAUGUAUUUUUGAGCAAUAUAGGGAUUCCUAUACUGUAAUAUUAAGUGAAAGUUAUUUUACACUGGUAAUAGACUGUUUAAGUGGCUGAUUUGAAACCCUUUCUCUAAAAAAAUAAAAACAAAAACCUUUAGUAGAUCAGUGAUACAAGUUUGUCCUCUUAAAGGACAGAGUUUCAAAUUAAGGUGCAGUAAACAGGCACUUAAGGCACAUCCACUUUCUUGUCUCUUGAUACUAGCUAAACUGCCAACCAGAAGAAUGGUUAUUUUAUAUAUUAACUUGGAAGACUAUUUUAACAAGAUACCUUCUUUUGUUUCAGAAUGUUAAAACUUGAGCUUAUCUCUUGCCACCUCUUAUUCUUACUUUCCCGCUUUGGGCAACUGAACCAAAGCAUAUUCCAGUUUUAAAAAUGAAUCUGCAGUUGAUGUAAUGUGUAAAUAUGCCUUUUGCAGAUGAGUGCUUGCUCUUCAGUGAAUAUUUGGUUAUAGUUAACAAAAAUCUACCAUAAGAAUAUAAUCCUUGAAUUGCCCAAAAAUAGAGUGGUUAAAACUAGAGAAAUGAUACUUUAUUAUAAAAUUAGGUAUCCGUGUAUAGUUUUAAUUUCUGAGUCCUCUAAAGUACCUUUCUUGGUUUUGCAGUAAUCUUAUCUCCAUGCCAUUGACACACAUGCGUUUUAGUUUUUUGAGUCCCUUUUUAUCCCAAUCACUUACAUACCCUUGGAACCUGAUUGUUCUAUCACUACUCUUCCAAAGUGACAGAAAUCAUGUAUGACUAGACAAAAUGUUCUUUGGGGACUCAGGAAAAUUUUGAAACUGCAAGGAUAAUUAAUUACAUUAAUUCAUGUAUUCUUUAAUUUAAUAAGCAUUUAUUAAUGCUCAUUUCUGCACCAGACGCUCAGAAGGGUCCAAAAGAAAGUUCCUGCCCUCAAGUAGCAUGUAAUCCAUUACUUUUCAGUCUCACCAUGCCAUCUAUUUAUCAAAGAGUGGUUAAGUAAUUAACCACUUUGUAUUUUUAUCAAAGUGCAUUUCUAGUUCUGCUUAUCUGGAUCUUACGAACUGGAAAAUGUUUAAAAGAUGUUUGAGCUUUGAUCUAUGCACAUUUAACUAGGUCAUUCUUUUCAUAAUGCAUGAAUUUUUUUUAAUGCAAAAUAGACUUUAGUUUGGGAGGGAGUUCAGCAUAGAAUAUCAGUAAGAUAAAUCACAACAAUAAGAAGUAAGCUCUAUCGCCCAAAGUGGUUCAAGGGAAUAUUUUUUAAAGAAAUGCUUCUUUUAAACUAUAAACAGUAAAGCUAAAUAUAUGUUUCAUCUACCCCCUAUUUCUAAGUUGUGCUAACCCAUUCAUCUUUUCACUGAUAUCCUUUAAACAUGUCAUUUGUUGAAAGUCCUUACACAUGGUAGAAAGUACUUCUUCAUUAAUGAUAGAUCACGAUGUACUUAAAACUUUGCAAAAUUCCUCUUACUCUGCAACACUCUGGCAUUGAAACUCAGUAAAAAGAGCACCUAAGGAAAAUAAGAGAUAUUGAUUGAAUAUUUCCAUAAUUUACAUACAGUCCCUUUCCAUCCAUUUAUCAUUAGGGUCAGCUUUUUGGGCAACAACUUUAGUUGUGCCCAAAAAGUGCCUGAGCGAUCUGUGAUUGGAAUGUCUUGUGAAACAUAGUCAAAUGGGCUUCUUCCCCUUUGUUUUCAAGUGUCCUGGAGUUGUGCACAAAAAUUAGGUCAUGCCUUGAGUGUCUUGGUCAUUACAUUAAACAUAACUCUUUGACAAUCAGGUGCUAAUGAUUGUGUAUUACUGGAACCAGCACAUGACUAUGGUAAUAUAAGAAUCUGUUCCUCCUAGGUUGGAAGAAGCACUUUCGUCUAAUCUCUGUCCUGUAUAAAUUGGUAUCAGUUAUGUUUUUCCACUUAUAUUUUGUGACUUGACAAGAUUUGGGGGAGAACAAAUGAUUUAAACUAAGUUUCAGGUUCAGGGUGUUUAAAUUUCAGGCAUAAUCAUCAUCUCAGUAGUCAUCUCAUCUUGUAACAAAUCUGCCCUUAUAAUAAGAACCAGUUUCAAAUCGUUUUCUCCAGUAUAGGACUCCAGUGUUACGUUUACAAUCUGUUGGAUGAGUUCAGCAUUAUAAGACUUUGGUGCCCAAAGAAUGUUUUCCCUUUUGAUACCAAACCUGAGAUCCUUCAGAAAACAUUGUGGCAAACCACUACCUAAGAAGGCCUAUUUUGGCUAAUUUGUGCAAAUUGUGAUUAUACCCACUUGUAUAUAUUCUGUCCUGUGCAACUUAACAUUUUUGUUACAUAGUAAGGCUUCAAAAGCUAGAAUAAUACUUCUACAGAGUUAAAAGUAUAUGAUAUUCUGGGUUUUUCUUCUUUUUAGGACCCUGUAUUUAAACAAGACUUCCUUUUAAGUCUUGUUUAAGAUAUAAGUCUCAAAUCUUCUGGCAUCACCAGGCUGCCACAUCAAAAACCCAUGGUAUAAAACAGGGCAGUAUUUGUUCUUAAUAUUAUGAGGAAAAAAAAAAAAAAAGUUUUAUGUGUACUCUGUAAGUGUAGAUGCAUAAGCAACACUUCCCCUUGAGUUGCAUAUCAGCAUAUAGCAUUGUACAUUACAAUGAAAAUUUGUAACUUAGGGGUAUUAUAUAUAUACAUACAUAUGUACCUUUGUAACCUUCAUACUGUAAAUAAAAAAAAUUGCUUUA